Molecule: messenger RNA, 2606 nt
Organism: Oryza sativa Japonica Group (Japanese rice)
Lineage: Eukaryota; Viridiplantae; Streptophyta; Magnoliopsida; Poales; Poaceae
Source: RefSeq, a predicted model, not a curated record
UACUCCUUCUCCGAUCUCCGUUUUGUAGAUGUUUCGGUGCUGAUUUUGGUUUUAUUGUUUUUUGUCUUGUCCCUUGCAGAGAACGUGAGGGCACUGGACGAGGGGGACGGCCGCCUCGCCGACAAGGUUGGGGCCGUGAGGGACAGCGACGGCCUCGGCGCGCUGCACCUCGCCGCCGCCCGUGAGAAGCUGCCCGUUUGCCAUUAUCUUGUGGAGGAGCUCCGCGUGGAUGUUGAUGCCGUCGACAACAAAGGUGAAACGGCAUUGACAUUUGCGAUCAAUUGUGGGAAUGAGGACAUGGUGCGGUAUCUUCUUGAUCAUGGGGCUGAUACUGAAAAGAUCAACAACGAUGGACUUACUGCUCUCCAUUUUGCUGCUGGUGAAGGAAAGUGCAAAAUAGUUGAAAUUUUGCUGUCUAAAGGAGCUUAUAUUGAUUCGUUGACUACUGGUGGAACAGCACUGCACUGUGCUGCUUAUAAUGGGAGGGAUGCUGUUGUGAAGAUUUUAUUAGACCACCAUGCAGAUCACAAGAAGGUAUCUUGGGGUGCCUAUACACCUCUUUUUGUUGCUGUCGAGUCUGGCUCACUGAAAUGUCUGAAGCUCCUGAUUGAGGCUGGCGCAGAUGUGAAAGGAAUUGGUAAAGAAAUACCUUUAAUAACUGCUGCUUCUAAGGGCUUAACUGACAUCAUAAAGUGCUUACUUGAGGCUGGUGCAGACCCUAAUGUUCGUGACUGUUGGCAGGGGUUGCUGGCAUGCACCUGGGGGCCCGGGUUCAAUUCGAUUCUUGUCGAGCACGCUCCCCAGGAAUAUUUACUUCUUUCUUCUUAAAACCAUUUACACCAAGCCCUUCCUUGGUGUCCAACUUUGUUUUUGCUGGCCCGGCAAAAAAAAGAAACAAAAAAUGACAUUUUAAUCUUUCCACUUUGGGAAACUGAAUCAUUGUCAUGAAUGGACACACUCCCCUUAUUUAUUAACUAUAUCUGUCAAUCACAAUUCUCAAGUUACGCAUCUUGAAGUAUUGGCAUAAUUUUCUAAAUAUUGAUAAUUAUUUUGAAAGCCUGACAUGGCAAUCCAUGCAUGCAUUGAAUAUUUCAGCCAAUUUAUGAACAGCAUCGGAUCAUACAUUGAUACAAGCAAUUAUGCAGGUUUGGGUCCUUUGUAAUAGCGCAAGCGUGUAGCAAUGCUGCUCAUGUAGUUCUCUUACUGUAUGAGAACUACAUUCCAAACGCUCAGACAUUGGUCAUAUUGAUCCAAUAUCAGAGUUCUAACCUGUUGCAUGUAAUGGUUGUCCUCAACUAGUAGACCUUAGUGGCUUAGUUGUAUUGUUAUGUGAGAUGCACAAUCAUCAUCCUUAGAUAACUUUUAGUCAAGAUGUCUGUUUCAUGGUAGAUUUCACUUUUGUAAUAAUGCAAGAUGUAUACUAGGAUGAGACCUUGCUUGCGAUAAAUCUGUUGAUUCUGUUGAAUAAUGAUUCUGUUGGUGGCUCUAUAAAUCUGCAUAAUUUUCUCCAGCGAGCAGAGGUUUCACUUUCGAUUUCGCUGAAAAUUUUGGCCAUUUCGGUAGCACCGAAAUUCCUGAAAUUUCUGGAUUUUUCGGCACUUUUUGGACCAAAAUUAUUUGAAAUUUUAAUACAAUUUGACUGAAAUGGAAUAAGUUUUGACCAAACUCACAAAAAUUUAUGAAAAAACUGAAAAUUUUGGUUGAGAUAAUGACUUGCCAGUGGGGUCCGAAAUUACCGAUAUUUUGGAAAUUUCUGAAAUUUUGAACUGAAAUUGCAUUCACUGCCAGUGAGCUGAUAGUAGCAAGCAGCAUUUCCUCGGACACCUUUACAAUAUCAAUGCCUGACAUAUGUCAAUAUUUAUGCGUAAGACUUUCAGCUGUAUUUGUUUAGGAAAGCUCGCUUGACGUAAGAUUUCUUGUUUGAUUGUGUUGUCACUUAACAGCUUGGACACAUGCCUAUAGAAGUUGCUGCACGCUGCGGUGAGCGGAAAGCUAUUGAGAUCCUAUUUCCAGUCACUUCUCGUAUUCAGUCUGUGUCUGAUUGGACUGUUGAUGGAAUCAUUAAUCACGUAAAGUCACUACCUGAGGUGAAGGAGGAAGAUUUUUGUGAAGCUACGCUUGAUAUGGGAAAAUUCCAAGGCCGUGAAGCAGUCAAGAAUAAAGAUUAUCUUGGUGCCAUGAACAUUUAUACUGCGGCUAUUGCUCUCAAUCCUAGAGAUGCAUCUUUAUUCUCAAAUAGGAGCCUUUGUUGGCUUCACUUGGGUGAGGGGAAGAAGGCUUUGAUGGAUGCUGAAGCUUGCAGGAUGAUGCGACCAGACUGGCCGAAAGCUUGCUACCGUAAAGGAACUGCUCUAAUGUUACUGAAGGUGGGACAAAAUGUUCAAAUCAUCUUUUGAACAUUUUUUUUUGUUGUGGUAUUUCAAACAUUUUCUGAGAGAUCAUUUUUUAUGUUCCGAUAUUUAUGCAUUCAGGACUACAAAAAGGCAUGCAACUCAUUUCUGUUGGAUAAGUCUUUGUGGUCCUUGGUCGUGAUUCUUCUUUUUGCUUUUGGGUAGUUUCACCUUUUUCAGGACAGCAUCUACCCUUUAGCAUAUUUUUCAGUUGCU